AUGAUUGGCUUCAUUUUCAACGCGUUUGUUCUGUUCUCCAUCUCGUGGGCUGGCUGGCUGGUGUUCAAGGGGGCUUCCGAGAGGUCCCGGGACGGUCUCAAAGACUACAGAGGCGCACUGAGUGGCAUUAUAGCGACGCUUUCCAACCCUUCCGAGGUCAAGGAGCUUCUGGCUGCAUCGCAGGCGACAGUUGGAGGAUGGUGGGAAAAAGGGAUUGCCUUUUACAAUGACCUCGACGAUGAAAAGCGGGCAGAAUAUUCGCUACGAAUGACCGAGAUGUACUAUGGGACGAUUAUUCAACUCAAUUUGUUUUUGACUUACGCACUCAUUGAAGCACGAAUUCGCGCCGAGCCGCUUGUGGAGUCUGGAAAGGUUUCAAUCUCAAAUGCACUCAAUCGUGAGACAUGGGAUGCAGUGUCGAAGUCCGUCGUGGCUGGUAUCCAGCAGGGACCCAUUGGUCAAGCGGUUCAAGUGUAUGCUAAAUCUGGGGUGUGGACGAUCCUGGAGGAACAAAUUGCUGAAGGGCGCAAGUUGUUCGAGAGCACAGCCGACCGUGCUGUCAACGUGAUUGUCCGAACGGCAGGUCCAGAGCGCGUCAAAGCAUUUGAGGCAUUUACAGAGGAUCUGUUUAAAACGUUACUUGGGGAGAUGUCUAUCUAUGCAUACGAUCCGAGCGCCAUGCACCAACUUGUUGUAAAGGACGGGAAUGUCUAUAUUGAAGACGUCGCGGUUGACACGUCCAGAAGGGAACCUUCGCAAUCAAGACAACUCGCCGCCAAAAGCCCGUUAUCCAUCCCCCUGCCAGACACCGAGACCGAGGAGGAGAGUGACAGCAUUUCCGCAAUCGAUAUCCGAGUCGAAGAAGUGGAUGAAGAAGACACUUCCGAGAGUUCAGAGAUCGAAUAUGACAAGGUGGAGAAAAUCUUGGGGCUGAGUCGCAUUGAAGAGGUUGUCGAAGAGGAAGUCGAGGACGACUCUUGUCCGACAAAUGGUGGCAACGAUGAUGUCGUUGUCGCACAGGCACCUCUCCAUAGCACCGAGGACGAAUCUUUAUCGGAGAAGCAGGUUCCGGGCAAGAACGAUGACUUAGUAAGCUCUGGACAGAGUGGCAGUCGUCGAAGCAGCAAAUCAGAGAACUACACCUUGGUAGAAGGAGUGGACUUGCCAAGCACUGAUACUGGUAUCGUCGUUAGCAAACCGCCGGUCGAUGUCGAUGUGGUAUUUCAGGGAAGAUUUGUCGAGGAGGAGAUCAAGCAGAAAGGGAGGGAGGUCAGCGUUGCGGUUGCUGAGGUGACGGAGGAGGUGGAUCUGGGAUACGUCGAUAGAGCACUAGCGGUGGUAGAGGAGAAGAGCAGAGCGCGGGAGAUCUUGGAGGAGCGGCGCCUUGAGGCUGUGGAUAUUCACAUCCGGAGUUCCGAGUCUGACUUGGACAAUGCUUCAGAUUUGAAGACAGUUCCCGCUACAAAGUCACCGGUACGGAAGAGAAAGAGGUAUGCCGUUCGAAAUGUUCGAUUUUAUUUACAACCACCAUCUAACAUCAAGCAGCAUAUCACACGCGAGCAAUACGAAGGGGAUACCCAGGAAAUUGCAAUCAAAACACUCAUACACCCCGAUAUCGAACUUCAAGGACAUCGGAGCGAUGCCACGCACUAUCUUCUUUCCACCGUCUUUUCCAUUGACAAAGGGGGCCAAUUCGUUACGAAGUAUCUCGGUCCAGGAGUCCUAUAUUUUACUGAGGGUAGGUAUAACUACCUCAUUACUAUCCCGUCUGCGUUGUUGUUGGGUCAUUUAAAUUUGCAUCCACCAGGUGAAUUGAAAUACGAGGACCCCAAAAAUCCCAGAACCCACGUAGUGGUCACAGCAGGGUCAAUAGUACACGUAGAAGAAGAUUCGGUCCUCCGGUGGCACUGUAGCUCUUCCUCUGGAUCCAAAGAAAUUUGUGUAUUCUAUGUGCCGGUCUCUGUAAAGAGUACUAGCGAAAUUAUAAUCUCGGAAUAA
Messenger RNA from Psilocybe cubensis, 1998 nucleotides. RefSeq lists its product as uncharacterized. The transcript has 12 exons. The record is from RefSeq and is a predicted model, not a curated record. Lineage: Eukaryota; Fungi; Basidiomycota; Agaricomycetes; Agaricales; Agrocybaceae. Bases 1 to 1998 code for a protein of 665 amino acids.